AAUUAUUUAGUCCUAUGGUAGACUUCAGUUAAAUAAUAUUAGACUUAGAUUGAUAUUGCCAAAAUAACAUACGUGUAAAAUGGAGGAUUUUAAACCUUUUGAAGGGCGUAAGCCAGAUGACCCGGAGAGAAAAAAUAAAGAAGAUUUUUACGAUAAGCUGUUGCCAAAAGAAUCAAAAUUGUGGGCUCCGAUCCGGAGAUGGGAAAAGAGGAUGGGGUAUCUCACACCGAUAAUAUGGUUUAAUGUGGGUUUUAUAUUCUCCCUGCAUGCUAUAACGAUCGCAUAUGUGUACUAUUUCUUUGCCAGUGGAAAUCGCAUAAAGUUGCAGACAUGGCUGAUUGGCUUUGCAUACUACACAUUAUCAGGGUUUGGCCUGACGGCGGGGAUACAUCGCUGCUGGUCUCAUCGGGCAUUCAAAGCGAAACUUCCUGUGAAAAUACUUAUGUUAAUAGGAUAUGCUGCUUGCGGGCAGAUACCUAUUUACAAUUGGGUGCGUGAUCAUCGAAUUCAUCACAAGAUGACGGAAACAACCUCCGACCCCCACGACGCCACGCGCGGGUUCUUCUUCAGCCACGUGGGCUGGCUGCUGAUGAAGAAGCAUCCCCAUGUUUUAGCAGCAGGAGCUAAACUGGAUAUGAGUGAUAUAACUAGUGAUCCGUGGCUGGUGUAUUUUGACAAGCACUUCACACUUAUCAAAACUAUAUGGUGCUACGUAGUACCGACACUUCUACCAAUGUGGUUCGCGGGAGAAACCUUCUCUGCAGCGAUUGUUGUGACCAUGAUCCGAUUUAUGUUAAUUCUUCACGGAACGUGGUCUGUGAAUAGCUUUGCCCAUUUGUAUGGUGCACGACCAUAUAACAAAAACAUCAAGGCAACGAACAACCACGGCGUCUCUUUGAUAACCCUGGGCGAAGGGGCCCAUAACUUCCACCACACCUUCCCUUGGGACUAUAAAUCCACUGAGAAUACUUUAUUUAGCUUCACUACAAUAAUAUUGAACGUGUUUGCGUGGUUAGGUCUAGUUUAUGAUGCGAAAGUGGCAUCUGCAUCCCUCAUUAAAAAGACAUGUGACAGACUCGGCGAAAGAUCGAGCCGAAAACUGCUCACCUCUUAGUUACUAUUAAUAUUUAUUGUUGUUAAAAUAUAUAAUAAUGUUAAAA
Messenger RNA from Zerene cesonia (dogface butterfly), 1160 nucleotides. RefSeq names its product (11Z)-hexadec-11-enoyl-CoA conjugase-like. Gene Ontology annotation, cellular component: endoplasmic reticulum membrane. Bases 80 to 1114 code for a protein of 344 amino acids. The transcript is spliced from 5 exons. Gene Ontology annotation, molecular function: stearoyl-CoA 9-desaturase activity; iron ion binding. NCBI's taxonomy places the organism in Eukaryota, Metazoa, Arthropoda, Insecta, Lepidoptera, Pieridae. Gene Ontology annotation, biological process: unsaturated fatty acid biosynthetic process. The record is from RefSeq and is a predicted model, not a curated record.